CUGGGGAGAGAGAGGAGGGAACCACUGCCUCUAAAAUGACUCAAGACACCAGUUCUAAGAGUGUCCAGAAGCCCAGAGCAGAGUCACCUGCCCCCAGCCUGCUAUCAAUGAAGAGUGAUCAGCCACCUGCUUUCAGCCAGGAAGCAUUACCAGAUGACAAUAAGGAAGUGGAGAGUUUGGACAGUGAGGAUGCAUUAAAGAUCACACACAACCUUCUGGACAGAAGAAGUCAAACUCUUCUGACAGUCCAACAAGACAUUAAGGCUAAACUGAAACACAAGUAUCAACACAUAUCUGAAGGAAUUGGACACCAUGGAAACCAAAGUAUGUUAAAGGACAUCUACACAGAGCUCUACAUCAUAGAGGGUGGAAGUGGAGGGGUCAAUAAUGAACAUGAGGUGAGACAGAUAGAGAUGGCAUCCAAGAAACAAACCACACAAGAGACACCAAUCAAUUGCAACGACAUCUUCAAGCCUUUAGCUGGACAAGACAAACCUAUCAGAACUGUGCUGACAAAAGGAAUCGCUGGCAUUGGAAAAACAGUCUCUGUGCAGAAGGUCAUCCUUGACUGGGCAGAGGGAAAAGCAAAUCAGGACGUUCAUUUCAUGUUUCCUCUUCCUUUCCGUGAUCUGAACCUGAAAAAGGACCAAUACAGUCUGAUGCAAGUUCUUUCCCACUACUUCUCAGAGCUGAAAGAGAUUGACAACAUUGAAGAUGGUGAAACCAAAACUGUUUUCAUUUUUGAUGGUCUGGAUGAGUGUCGACUUCCUCUAGACUUCAAAAACAAUGAGAGGUGCUGUGAUGUCACGAAGCCAACCUCAGUGGACGUGCUGCUGACAAACCUCAUCAAGGGGAAUCUGCUUCCCUCUGCUCUCCUCUGGAUAACCUCACGGCCUGCAGCAGCCAAUCAGAUCCCACCUGAGUGUGUUGACCAGGUGACAGAGGUACGAGGGUUCAAUGAUCCACAGAAGGAGGAGUACUUCAGGAAGAAAAUCACAGAUCAGAAUCUGGCCAAUGAAAUCAUCAAACACAUGAAGACAUCAAGGAGCCUCCACAUCAUGUGCCACAUGCCAGUCUUCUGUUGGAUAUCAGCCACUGUCCUUGAGAUGAUGCUGAAAGAGGCAGAGAAGGAUGAAGUCCCCAAAACUCUGACCCAGAUGUUCACACACUUCACGCUCAUCCAAAUCAUUGUGAAGAACAAGAAGUACAACAAAGCCACAGAGACAAACCCAAAGGAACUGUCUCAGUCAGACAAAGAGAUGAUCCUGAAACUGGCAAAGCUGGCUUUCCAACAGCUGCAGAAGGGCAACCUGAUCUUCUAUGAGGAGGACCUGAGAGAGUGUGGCCUUGAUGUCACAGAGGCAUCAGAGUACUCAGCAUUGUGUACAGAGAUCUUUAAAGAAGAAUCUGGGCUGAACCAAGAGAAGGUCUACAGCUUUGUGCAUCUGAGCAUUCAGGAGUUUCUAGCAGCAGUGCAUGCUUUAGAAUCAUGUCUGGACAAGAAGGAAAAUGUUUUUUCCACCACUAGUGAGGAUGAAGAUGAGGAGUCAAUCCAGUUGUCUGACUUACACAGGAGAGCAGUGGACCAGGCCUUGAAGACUGAGAAUGGACACCUGGACCUGUUCCUCCGCUUCCUUCUGGGUCUCUCACUGGAGUCCAAUCAGAAUCUGUUACGAGGCCUUCUGACACAGACAGGAAGUACAACACAGAGCAAUGAGGAAACAGUUGAGAGAACAGUCAAGUACCUUUCAGACACGAUCAAAAGGGAAUCCUCACCAGAAAGGAUCAUCAACUUGUUCCACUGUCUGAAUGAACUUGGUGCCAACUCUCUAGUUGAAGAAAUGCAAACCUCCCUGCGAUCAGGAACUCUUUCAGAAACAGAGCUAGAACCUCAACAAUGUUCAGCCCUGGCCUACCUGUUACUGAUGUCAGAGGAGGUGCUGGAGGAGUUUGACCUGAAGACAUACACCACAUCAGAGGAAGGUUAUCAGAGGUUAAUGCCGGUAGUGAAAACCUGCAAGAGAGCACUACUGGAUUGCUGUAAACUCACAUAUGAAUCCUGUGAGACUCUGGCCUCAGCUCUGCAGACACCAAACUCCCCCCUGAGAGAACUGGACCUCAGCUACAAUGACCUGGGAGACAGAGGAGUGAAGCUGCUCUGUGUUGGACUAACCAGUGCACUCUGCAACAUACAGACACUAGUGCUGUCUGGCUGUCUGGUCACAGAGGAGGGCUGUGCUGCUCUGUCUUCAGCUCUGAGGUCAAACCCCUCCCACCUGAAAGAGCUGGACCUGAGCUACAAUCACCCAGGAGACUCUGCAGGGGGACUGCUUUCAGCUGCUCUGGUGGAUCCCACAGAUAAACUGAUGAAGCUGAAUGUGGAUCAUGGUGGAGAGUUCAGGGUGAAACCAGGGCUGAGGAAAUAUGCCUGUCAUCUCACCCUGGACCCAAAUACAGCAAACCCAUACCUGAUACUGUCUGAGGGGAACAGGAAGGUGACACGGGUGAAGGAGAAGCAGCAUUAUGAAGACCAUCCAGACAGAUUUGACCGUCUUCCCCAAGUUCUCUGCAGAGAAGACUUAUCUGGAUCUCGUUAUUACUGGGAGGUGGAGAGGGAUGAUGACGGGGCUGGCAUUGGUGUGGCGUACAAAGGAAUGAAGAGGAAGGGAGUGGAGAAGGACAGUUGGAUUGGACUCAAUAGGAAGUCCUGGGGUUUAUUCUGCUCUAACAGAGGUUAUAACUUUUACCAUGCUGGAGUCAUCAGAUCCAUCCCUGGUCCUGUUUCUAACAGAGUUGGAGUGUAUCUGGACUGGCCAGCUGGUACUUUGUCCUUCUGUAGUGUGUCCUCCUCUGGUACACUGACACACCUUUACACAAAACACACCACAUUCACUGAACCCCUCUAUCCUGGGUUUGAGGUUUACUCCUCCUCCUCAGUGACCCUGUGUCAGAUAGAUGACCAACACAUUCAAAGCAGAGACCAUGGUGGAGAGUGUUGUAUCAAG
Molecule: messenger RNA, 3005 nt
Organism: Coregonus clupeaformis (lake whitefish)
Lineage: Eukaryota; Metazoa; Chordata; Actinopteri; Salmoniformes; Salmonidae
Product: protein NLRC3-like
Exons: 8
Molecular function (GO): protein binding
Source: RefSeq, a predicted model, not a curated record